AUGCAGCAGCAAAAUAAACCUGGUGCUUGCCCUGAGGUAUCUGCAGGAUCCUACGGAAGAUGUGAUGAUCAUUGCUCAGGAGAUGAGUCAUGCCCCAAUAACAUGAAGUGCUGCAACAAUGGAUGUGGCCAUGCCUGCAUAGUUCCUGUUUUCUAA
Molecule: messenger RNA, 156 nt
Organism: Octodon degus (degu)
Lineage: Eukaryota; Metazoa; Chordata; Mammalia; Rodentia; Octodontidae
Product: WAP four-disulfide core domain protein 18-like
Exons: 2
Coding region: 1-156 (51 amino acids)
Biological process (GO): innate immune response; antibacterial humoral response
Cellular component (GO): extracellular region
Molecular function (GO): peptidase inhibitor activity
Source: RefSeq, a predicted model, not a curated record